CAUUUAGACACAACUCGGAGCCCCCACCCCUCGUUCAGCAGCUGGGUUUCCUGACUCAGGCCGGGCCUCUGCCUUCUCCUUGGCCCGCCCUGCAGCUCCGGCUCCCCAUGGCCUUCGCCACCCGCCACCUCGUGCGCUCUGCGUCCACCGCGGCCGCCAAGAAGCUGGUGGUGCAGCAUGUGACGGUGAUCGGAGGCGGCCUCAUGGGCGCCGGGAUUGCCCAGGUUGCUGCAGCAACCGGCCACACUGUAAUAUUGGUGGAUCAAACUGAUGAAAUAUUAAGUAAAUCCAAGAAAGGAAUUGAGCAAAGUCUGAAAAAGCUGGCAAAGAAGAAGUUUGCAGACAAACCUGAGGAAGGGGCUCAAUACAUUGAGAAGGUCUUAAAGAACCUGACAACAAGCACCGAUCCAGUCUCCGUAGUACACAGCACCGACCUUGUUGUGGAGGCAAUUGUGGAAAACAUAGCGGUGAAAAAUGAGCUUUUCAAGACGCUGGAUAAGUUUGCACCAGAACAUACGAUAUUUACUAGUAAUACUUCAUCCUUGCCAAUUACAGCCAUGGCCAAUGCUACUACUAGGCAGGACCGAUUUGGGGGCCUACACUUUUUCAAUCCUGUGCCUUUGAUGAAACUUGUUGAGGUUGUUAAGACACCAAUGACCAGCCAGAAGACUUUUGAAUCUCUCGUGGAUUUUACCAAAGCAGUGGGGAAAAACCCUGUGUCUUGUAAGGACACUCCUGGCUUUAUUGUCAAUAGACUCCUUGUACCCUACCUAAUGGAAGCUGUUCGGCUUUUUGAGAGGGGAGAUGCGUCAAAAGAAGAUAUUGAUGUUGCCAUGAAGUUGGGGGCAAGCUAUCCCAUGGGUCCAUUUGAACUUUUGGACUAUGUUGGCUUGGAUACCAGUAAAUUCAUUAUGGAUGGGUGGCAUUCGUUAGAGCCCGACAAUCCUCUCUAUGCUCCAAGUGCGCUGCUGGAUAAACUAGUGGAAGAGAAGAAACUGGGAAGGAAAACAGGAGAAGGAUUUUACAAAUACCAAUGAAUCCCAUGAAGUGCAGAAUGUGCCAGGCUGACCCAGGGAAGGGAUAACCACGUCCCACUUUCUGUGUACUUGGAAUGCCGCUUAAUCAUGACCUUUAAAAAAGACAACACUAUCUAAUCUAUGCUGUGCGUUUUGUAUUGUACUGUCUGAAUCAAUUAUUUUUCUUGGAUAAUUUGUUUCCUGGAAAUUUGAGCUUUGUAUGCCAAUGUGCCUUUUUUCAUAAGUGACCUUUAUUCAGGUCCAAGAUAUUGUUUCAAACAGAGUUCAUGAUUUUGUAACAACCUGUUGAAUUGGGGCGGAAAAAUCCCAAAAUCUCAAUGCAAAUAAAGUAAGACACAGACCAUCUGGA
Molecule: messenger RNA, 1386 nt
Organism: Sphaerodactylus townsendi
Lineage: Eukaryota; Metazoa; Chordata; Lepidosauria; Squamata; Sphaerodactylidae
Gene: HADH
Product: hydroxyacyl-CoA dehydrogenase
Exons: 8
Coding region: 108-1037 (309 amino acids)
Biological process (GO): fatty acid beta-oxidation
Cellular component (GO): mitochondrion
Molecular function (GO): NAD+ binding; (3S)-3-hydroxyacyl-CoA dehydrogenase (NAD+) activity
Source: RefSeq, a predicted model, not a curated record